Molecule: messenger RNA, 593 nt
Organism: Arachis ipaensis
Lineage: Eukaryota; Viridiplantae; Streptophyta; Magnoliopsida; Fabales; Fabaceae
Source: RefSeq, a predicted model, not a curated record
GUAAUCAGUGUGUUGCAUGUGUUUGUUUCCUUGUGAAAUUUCAGAAAGAUCCUCUCAGGAUUUUCUAUGAGUUUAUAUGAGCAAGUUCCCACAAGCGAAAUGUCACAAGUCUGUGCUACAAGACCAAAAAUCUACUUUUGUGGAAGCUUUGAACUUUAACUAUGGGAAACCUUAUGAUCAAAUGACAAGAACAGCGAAGGAAACACGGAGCAUAAAUUUCGAGAAAGAAAAUCAAGCUCUAAGUCUAUAUCUGAUAGAGAAACCAUGUUGUCAAGUACAAAAACGAAUUCCAGCGACACAAAAAGCGUCAAAAGUAACAUGGUUUCACCAAGAACAGCCAAACUUAUUACGCCACCUUCACGAUCUCCUGCUCCAGUAUCAGCACCAGCGCCAGCACGUGUUGAAAAGGAAUCCAAUUUUCGCGGGAAAAACACUUCCUUCUUAGCAAGGGCAGUGAUAAAAACAAUGGAGCUCAUCAUAAUGGAUGAUCAUACUACUCAUGAAAUUUGAUAUUUUGUAACUAAGUAUAUAAAAGAAGUAGAUAUGUGACACUUGUUGGAAUUGCAAUUCUUAUUUACUUGUUAUGACUUUAC